CGACGAGCGAUCGGUGCGGCGGUCACAAUCAGCUGUUAUCAUCUCAGAAGAAUUGGUCAUCCGAGUCAACAUUGCGAGACAUUAGCCGAUGCUCUCAACUUCGAUUCCGGAGAGUGUCUCCUGAUCUUAAGGUUUGCCUGCCAGCAUGCUGGAGACCAUGAAAAUUGGCAACAAAGCCGUGAGUUUCGGCCUGCAAGUUUCCCGUGCGAAACACACAGCUAGUAGUGGUUGGAUCGUCGGCAAUCCCAAACUUGAGGAGAAACUUACCUAUAUCAUGCGGGUGUAUGAAGAAUUCAUCGGCUUGAGAGAAGUGAAAUUAGCUCAAGCAAAAGUCAUAGAAGCUGAGACAAAGUUCAAGCAAGCCCAGGAACGACGAAUGCAACAGCAACAGCAAAUGCUGAAUAUCCAAAAGAGCCUGAGAGAGAUCCACGCUGAACUCGAUAAAACUGCUCGUGGGGAGGACCGAUAUUUGCAAUUAAUAACAAAGGAACACUCACUCCUGAAAGAAGACAGGGCUCUGCUAGCGGAGUUCCGAGCCACCGAGAAACAGGAAUACGACAAUUUUUCUAUGUUAUCGUUCGCUCUCCGCGAGUCCCACGAGAAAGAGCGAGCGCAAGCUGAGAAAACCAAAUAUUGGUCGAUCAUAGGCUCCAUAACGGGAACUCUGAUAGGAGCUCUGGUGAGCACUCUGACGAAUCGAUACAGGAUGCAGCAGCUGAGAGAAAUGAUUUCGACAGCGUCGUCAAAGUCAGCUACAGCCAGCGACUUGAUGGAGCAGAUACGUGACAGUCUGGACAGACGGAAAAAUCCGAGCGAGGACCCGACAGCCGGAGCGGCCUCCGACUCAUCUGCCGCUUCUCUGGAGGAUGCCGUUACCGAGCUGAUAGACAGAACAGCUCAUUUAGAAAAAGUUGUCGAACAAUAUUCCGCAGUCAACAUCGGUCUUCUAUCGACCAUCCUAGUGAUUACCCCCUUGGUGGGCUGGAUGCUUUCCAGAUGAGAUUGCAUUCCGAGGAGAAUAGAUCUAUGAGCUCCAGGAAGACACCGUUAUUGACGUACAUGAAUAAAUUCAAGCCAUUCCCGGCU
Galendromus occidentalis (western predatory mite) is the source of this 1086-nucleotide messenger RNA. RefSeq names its product coiled-coil domain-containing protein 51. The record is from RefSeq and is a predicted model, not a curated record. Lineage: Eukaryota; Metazoa; Arthropoda; Arachnida; Mesostigmata; Phytoseiidae. Bases 146 to 1000 code for a protein of 284 amino acids. The transcript has 5 exons.